Messenger RNA from Vanrija pseudolonga, 1545 nucleotides. Its product is annotated as Major facilitator-type transporter ecdD. Gene Ontology annotation, cellular component: membrane. Lineage: Eukaryota; Fungi; Basidiomycota; Tremellomycetes; Trichosporonales; Trichosporonaceae. The coding region runs from base 1 to 1545 and encodes 514 amino acids. Gene Ontology annotation, biological process: carbohydrate transport; transmembrane transport. The record is from RefSeq and is a predicted model, not a curated record. Gene Ontology annotation, molecular function: carbohydrate:proton symporter activity. The transcript has 5 exons.
AUGCCCUCUCUAGGUAUCUUCCUCGGCGCAUUCGCCUCCUUUGGCGGCUUUCUGUUCGGCUACGACACGGGGUACAUCGCUGGCCUGAAGGAGAUGCCGUACUUUCUCUCAGUGUACGGCACGCGCCAGGCGGACGGACACCUCAAGCUCACGUCCAAGACCGACUCGCUCAUCACCUCCAUCCUAUCCGCGGGUACGUUCUUCGGCGCGCUGCUUGCCUCCACGGUCGGCGACAAGCUCGGCCGGCGCCGCGGCAUCAUGGCGUACAUUGCCGUGUUCUGUGUCGGCGUCGCGCUCCAGACGGGCACCAAGUCCCUCGUAGGCUUCGCCAUCGGCCGCGUCCUCGCUGGCCUGGGGGUAGGUGGCACGUCCUGCCUCGUGCCCAUCUACCAGAGCGAGUGUGCGCCGCGCCACCUGCGCGGCACCAUCGUGUCAGCGUACCAGUGGUUCAUCACCAUCGGGCUGCUCGUCGCCGCGAUAGUAGUCAACGCAACCAAGGACCGGCCCAACGCGUCGUCGUACCAGAUCCCCGUGUCGAUCCAGUUCGUGUGGGCCGCCAUCCUCGUCGGCGGGCUGGCCCUCCUCCCCGAGUCGCCACGCUGGCUCCUCCUCGCAGGCCGGAAGGACGACUCCCUCAAGGCCCUGUCCCGACUCCUCGGCGAACCCACCGAGAGCGCCAAAGUCACCGAGCAGUAUAACGAGAUCCACGCCAACCUCGAGCACGAGCUCGCCGAGGGCAGAGGUACCUGGGCCGACUGCUUCCGCAUGGGUGAGGGCAAGAACUUUAAGCGCGUCAUCACCGGCUGUCUCCUCCAGGCGCUGCAGCAGCUCACAGGCAUCAACUUCAUCUUCUACUACGGCACGACGUUCUUCACCAACUCGGGCAUCUCGUCACCCUUCCUCAUCACCAUCGCGACCAACGUCGUGAAUGUCGGGUGCACCAUCCCCGGCAUGUGGGCGGCGGACAAGAUCGGCCGGCGCCCACUCAUGCUCUACGGCGCGGCGGGCAUGGCCGUGUCGCAGAUCGUCGUGGCGGCCAUUGGCGUCGCGCGCCCCAUCACUGACGCGGCCGCACAGAAGGUUCUCGUCGCCUUUGUGUGUAUCUACAUCGCGCACUUUGCGAGCACGUGGGCUACACUCGCGUGGGUCAUUACGGCCGAGCUGCCGCCGUACUCCAUCCGCACCAAGAGCAUGUCGCUUACUACGGCGUCCAACUGGGCCUUGAACUUCGCGAUAUCCUACUCGACACCGUUCCUAGUUAACACGGGGCCUGGGAAUGCAGGCCUCAAGACCAACGUGUUCUGGAUCUGGGGCGGGUGCUGCUGCGUCGCGUUUGUCUUCGCGUACUUUAUGAUCCCCGAGACCAAGCAGCUCUCGCUCGAGCAAAUCGACAUCCUGUACCGCAACUCGACGCCGCGCAACUCGCGCGCGUACAGGCGGUACAUCCUCGAGCAGAACAUCCGCGAGGGGCAGCCCGACAGCCCCGGAAAUAUCGAGAAACCUGAGGCCGAGCAUGUCGAGAAGAAGGAGGAACAGGGCGAAUAG